This is a messenger RNA of Corythoichthys intestinalis (scribbled pipefish), 404 nucleotides long. It is a transcript of the gene mt2, whose product is annotated as metallothionein 2. Gene Ontology annotation, molecular function: metal ion binding. NCBI's taxonomy places the organism in Eukaryota, Metazoa, Chordata, Actinopteri, Syngnathiformes, Syngnathidae. Bases 87 to 269 code for a protein of 60 amino acids. The transcript is spliced from 3 exons. The record is from RefSeq and is a predicted model, not a curated record.
UCCAGUUUGGAAAUCAAAUCAACAAGACCUGAGAAGCACUCACUACCUUCGCCGUUGAACUUUGAAGAACGCAUCCAUCUAGCAAAAUGGACCCUUGCGAUUGCUCCAAGACUGGAACCUGCAAAUGUGCUGCAUCGUGUUCAUGCACCAACUGCAGCUGCACCACUUGCAAGAAGAGCUGCUGCUCUUGUUGUCCCUCUGGAUGCAGCAAAUGUGCAUCAGGCUGCGUGUGCAAAGGGAAGACCUGUGACACGGGCUGCUGUCAGUGAGGCUUUGAACUUCUGUGCCUUAUCUCUUUGAGGGAUGGAAUCUUCCUUUGAUUAACUGUUUUGCACCUGUGAUGUCUAUAUGCUCUAUUUUGUAUGUUAUUCGGUGAUUAAAUGUUUCCAUUGAUGUAACUCUAA